AUGGCUUCAGAGAAGUCAUUGACUAGUGAUGUUGAGGAAAACAGAUUGCAACCAUCCACUCUGUCCAUACCUUGGCGACAACGAUUUCGCUCCCAUCUUGUGAUUGUCUCACUCUUUCUCUGUCUGUUUCUGGCUGCACUCGACACCACUAUAGUUGCACCCGCAUUGCCAGUCAUAGCCAGCCAUCUCCAUGCGACGACAUCGGAAUAUACUUGGGUUGGCAGCGCCUAUACCCUCGCUAGUACUUCCACAACUCCCCUCUGGGCGAGGAUAUCAGACAUCUGGGGCCGCAGGAUGAUUUUAAUGAUUGCCAAUGUUGUUUUUCUAUGCGGGAGCGUUGUCUGUGCGCUUAGUAGAACCCCUCUCAUGCUGAUCGGAGGACGAGUGUUACAAGGAGUGGGCAGUGGGGGAAUUAUUGUGAUGGUGACAAUAAUAGUUGCUGAUCUAUUUCCCAUUCGCGAAAGGGCGAAAUAUUAUGCAUUGACGGGGGUUGUAUGGGCUAUCUCCAGUGGUGUCGGUCCUAUAUUGGGGGGAGUAUUCACACAAACAAUUGGCUGGCGUUGGUGCUUCUAUAUUAACCUGCCGUUCGAUGGCCUCUCACUGGUUAUUCUGUUUUUCUUCCUGCAUCUUGAGCCAGUGACCACAUCUGUUGCCACCCUCCGCUCAUUUGACUGGGCUGGCUCCGUUUUGGUUGUUGGAGGGACUGUCAGCUUCUUAUAUGGACUCGAAUCAGGGAACGGCAACGAACAUAGCUGGGACUCGGCCUUUACCCUGGGCCUAAUCAUUGGGGGAAUUUUGAUUCUGGUCAUAUGGGGAUAUUAUGAGUGGGCUGUCGCCAAGUGCCCUGUCAUUCCCCUCCGCAGUCUCGUCAGUCGGUCAACGGUCCCUUGCCUUCUGACAGCUUUUUGUCACAGUUUCACUUUCAUCUCCUAUAGCUACUUCAACCCGCUUUACUUUCAGACAAUUCUUGGCGUCAGCCCCAUUCAGUCCGGCCUAUACUUAUUUGCCCUGGUGCUACCCUUAUCCGCCAUGACGCUCGCCAGCGGAUUUUUCGUGCAACGCACAGGCAAAUUCCGCCCAGUGAUCUGGAUUGGAUGCUUUAUCAUGACGACAGGAACAGGAUUGUUCAUCGAUUUUGGACCCCGCCUAGUGUUAUGGAAAAUUGUGGUCUACCAGUUCAUUGCUGGGAUUGGCUCUGGACCACUAUUCCAGGCCCCGAUGAUCGCCUUUCAAAACUCGCUGAAGCCUGAGAACGUGGCUGCCGGGAAUGCAGCUCUGGCAUUUCUAAAGAAUCUAGCAACGUCUCUAUCUCUAGUGAUCGGGGGUGUGGUGGCGCAAAGUGGAUUAGGUGACCUUCGUUUGUCGGACUCGGGCUCAAAUGCAGAGGCCGGGGAUAAUGACGGAGGAGGAACAGUCGACCGCACUUCUUUCGUGGCUGGUUUGAGUAAUAUGUGGAUCUUUUAUACAGCUAUUUGUGGUAUCAUGACUAUUGCCUCUCUUACCAUUAAAAAACGCAGACUGGGUGAUGAGCAUGACAGUGAUGAGAGGUAG
Molecule: messenger RNA, 1551 nt
Organism: Aspergillus caelatus
Lineage: Eukaryota; Fungi; Ascomycota; Eurotiomycetes; Eurotiales; Aspergillaceae
Product: MDR family MFS transporter
Exons: 2
Coding region: 1-1551 (516 amino acids)
Biological process (GO): transmembrane transport
Molecular function (GO): transmembrane transporter activity
Source: RefSeq, a predicted model, not a curated record